AUGAAUAAAACAUCAACAGAGAAUGUUAAAUCAAUACCAAAAACUCUAGUAGUAAAAAAGGACAAAAAAGUUUCAAACUUAAGCCAACGAUUCUAUAAUAGUGAAUGCAUUGGUGAAGAAAGUAUUGUAGAGAUUGCAUCUGAAAUUCAUUCCAAAGAAUCAAGAGAUAUCCAAGAAAAAGACCUCGAAAACAACUUAUCUCAAGACUUAUCAGCGGUAUUAGUUGAAAGAAAAGAUGUUAGGAAGCACAAAAAGUACCAAAAAAAGUUGUCACAUAAGUUUACUAAUUGA
Molecule: messenger RNA, 291 nt
Organism: Diabrotica balteata
Lineage: Eukaryota; Metazoa; Arthropoda; Insecta; Coleoptera; Chrysomelidae
Source: the annotation of a GenBank genome assembly